GUCCGAUGCCGCCUCCCCAAGCAAAGCGAGGCGAAGACGAGAGGUCAAAAGGCCGGCGUCCCGUCCACGGGGGUCCACGUCGCAUCGCAGGCGGUGGGGCCCAUGGCGUCGUCGUCGCCGCCGUGGCUGCUGCUCCCCUCCUUCCCCUGGCCUCCCCCGCCCCCUCCCGGCUCCUCCUCCGGCCGCGGCGGCGGAGGAGGCGGCGGCGGGGACCCCGGCGACUGGAAGCCGAACGUCGUCGCGGCGUUCGCCGGCGCCCAACUCGGCCGCGCCCUCCGCCGUCGCCUCGCCGGCCUCCUCCGCUCGCCGGAGGCGCGACAUCUUGGUGCCUUGCCGAGAAUAGGUGACAUUUGGUUUGAAGGAUCAGACUCAUUCGCCACACACUCGAUUCUUGGAGUGUUGGAGAAUGCGCUCUCCGCACCAUAUGCUUGCAGCUCUGUUUUGUUCAAUGGAAAUGGAUCGGACAGGAGGUACAUCGGUAGGGGGAAGUUGCCAUCCAGAAGGCCAAGUGGAAUCAAUUCGAAGAAGAGGCUUUGGACUAAUAUUCUUCUUGCUGUUAAUAUUCUGGCUUAUGUCGCUCAGAUAACUACACAAGGACGAUUACUUAUAUGGGGGGCUAAGAUCAACAGUAUGAUUGAUAGAGGAGAACUCUGGCGUCUGGCUACAUCAUCUCUUCUUCAUGCAAAUCUUGCUCAUCUUGCUUUCAACUGUUUUUCUUUAAAUUCAAUUGGACCUAUGGUGGAAAUGCUUACUGGUCCUAGAAGAUAUCUUGCCGUGUAUUUCACUUCGGCUCUGGCAGGUUCAUUAAUGAGUUAUCGCUAUUGUGCGUCUCCUGCGGUUGGUGCGUCAGGGGCCAUUUUUGGAUUGGUUGGUGCCUAUGCUGUUUAUACGUGGAGGCAUAGGAGAUUUUUGGGGCAUGGAAAGGAAAGUUUAGAGCAUAUUGGACGCGUUGUUAUCUUGAAUAUGGGUAUGGGUCUCCUUACAAGGGGCAUUGAUAACUGGGGCCAUUUGGGAGGCUUGCUCGGAGGCAUGGCUAUGGCAUGGUUCCUCGGUCCAGCUUGGCAAUAUCAAUAUGUGUCAAAGGACGGAAGAGCGGUGUUCAAAGACAAUGCCCCUAUUCUCCAACUAAGCAACGGGAAAUGGUUGAGGUAGAAUUUUGUAUUUAAAACGGAUUCCUAACUUGUGUGGGACACAGAAAUUGAAGACUGAAGAGAGGUGGGGUUUGACACUGCCAUUCUGCCAAGGUGAUGGAGUGGACGCCUAGUUUGGACUUUGGAAAGCUAUUUCCAGGGAAACUCCAGCUCCAAAUCUUACGCAAGGGCGACAUUUGAGUUCACCUGAGUCAUUAUUUUUGGAUAUAAGUUGCAAUUGUCUACUGUGACAGAUUAUAGCUAAUCAAUACUCAAAUAGUCACCACAGCAAUUGUAUUUAACAUGCUUAUCAGUGUUACUGGAGCCCAACUGGCACGGUGUACAUGAAUCCAUAUUUCUGGAGCCCAACUGGCACGGUGUACAUGAAUCCAUAUUUGAUACAGCUAACUAUAGGCUCAAGUGUAUCAAUCUAUUUAUUUUUGGGGUGAGAUGGUGUAAGUAUCUGCUUUGGAUAUUGAUGAUUGUUAUCACUA
This is a messenger RNA of Oryza sativa Japonica Group (Japanese rice), 1624 nucleotides long. RefSeq names its product RHOMBOID-like protein 10, chloroplastic. Gene Ontology annotation, cellular component: chloroplast membrane. Lineage: Eukaryota; Viridiplantae; Streptophyta; Magnoliopsida; Poales; Poaceae. The record is from RefSeq and is a predicted model, not a curated record. Gene Ontology annotation, molecular function: serine-type endopeptidase activity.